Drosophila busckii is the source of this 1434-nucleotide messenger RNA. RefSeq names its product LSM12 homolog A (gene Lsm12a). The transcript has 5 exons. Lineage: Eukaryota; Metazoa; Arthropoda; Insecta; Diptera; Drosophilidae. The record is from RefSeq and is a predicted model, not a curated record. Bases 650 to 1345 code for a protein of 231 amino acids.
UUUUUGAGCUGUUGUUUCGUGUGUUGACCAAUAAAUUUUUCGUACGCAGCAUAUUUUUUUUUGAAACUUCUCAAUUACAAAACCACAAAAUACGUGUUUAAUACGCAUAUUUUGCUUGCGCAGCUGUCAACGCGAACUAUUUUGGCAGAUGCACGUAACAACAAUAAUUGCAACUGGCGCAAAACACACAUAGUCGUUGUUUAAACGAGACGGAUAGAAAAACAGGCAAAAAGGCAAUUGUGCGACCGACCGACACACAUACAAAUACACAACACUGAAACGUGAAUGUGAAAGCGAAUCCGCGGCAAGGAAGUGCAACAACGAUACUGCUGCAACAACAAAAAUCAAAAACAGAUGUUGUUCUAAACAACAUAAAGCGCUCUUCUCUCUUUUUUAAUGCUAAUUGUACACAAACACACAGUUACAUAGAAAAGUGCAAGUUGUGUAAACAAUUGCUGUCGGCAACAACAAAACAUCAAAAGCAACAGCAUUAGAAGAAGUAACUUUUGCAUUUGGCAAGUCACUUACUCCGAUCCAAACGAUAGUACAUAAAAUAGUACAAUAAUAAUUAUAAUAGCUAAUACUUGAGCUAUUUGUUGUAAAUAUAAUCAUACACAUUGGAAGCUAAUACGAGCUGCAGCAAUUAAAAAUGGCCGCUGCCAACGCCGCCGUAGUAAAUGCAGUCAACGAUUGCUUCAGUAUCGGAUCCACAGUGCUCUGUACGACCUGUUUCAAGGAUGAAGUCGAGGGGGAGGUGCUUGCGUUUGAUCAUAACACAAAAAUGCUUAUAUUAAAGUGCAAAUCGAAAACUGCAGAGGAACUGAGUGAUGUUUAUGUGAUGAAUCUAUCGCUGUGCAGUAACGUACAGGUACUCAAGGAAUGCAAUGGCAAUUUCAUUGAGGAUCCGCAAAAACUGAACCUGGAACAGCUGGAUCUUUCGCAGGUUAAAAUGCGCCUACGCAAAACAGUUGAGAAACGUCAAGAUUAUCUCAAAUCCAAAAAUUCUGAUGUGAGUCCAGAAGCACAAGAACUUUAUAGAGCGAUAGCCAAACAGCUUGGGUACCACGAAGUGUCUUGGCAAGGACGCAAUAUACAAAUCUUAAACGAAGUUACCGUCUCGCCGCCAUAUCGCGUGGAUAAUGUUGUCUCCAGCUCGGACAACGAUACUUCGUGUAACUACAUAAAACGAAUUAUCAAACAGUUCUUUAACACGAGGCCAGUGCCUUCUCAGGAAAAUACGCAUGGUUCGGCUUCGGCCAGUACAUCGUCGGCUUCAGUGUCGCCAACGUCUUCGUCAAUAUCGUCAAGUAAUGCUGCUUCAGGAUCACCCGUUCCCGCUAUUUAAAAAAUAAAAACAAAUGCAUAUUUGCUGCAGAAAUGAAAGAUGCUUGUUUUCAUUUUAAGGUUUAGCUAUUACAUCAGCUGGAGGGAUGC